Molecule: messenger RNA, 2010 nt
Organism: Cololabis saira (Pacific saury)
Lineage: Eukaryota; Metazoa; Chordata; Actinopteri; Beloniformes; Belonidae
Product: protein asteroid homolog 1-like
Exons: 7
Coding region: 1-2010 (669 amino acids)
Source: RefSeq, a predicted model, not a curated record
AUGGCAGAGUCUAGAACUAGAAGUCAGGCUCUGUUGAAGGGGCUGACUGGACAGACUGCCACCAGGAUGGCUGAGUCUGUGUUGGAUGGAGAGGAGGAUAGUGUAAUGGAGGAGCGCUUUCGGGAAAUGUGUUUGCCGCCAAAGAAGAAAGGUUUGGACCAGAAUCGCGGUGGGGAGUAUGCAUCGUUUCAAGAACUCAUCGAGAGGUUCAUCUCAGCGCUCAGGACCUGCGAGGUCCAGCCGUUCGUGGUUCUGGACGGAGGUUCAGACCCCACAGACAGGAAGCUGGAAACGGUGACGAAGACAGCUCAGAAUUUAAUCCAGAGAGCCUACCAGGCAGCGGAGACCGGUAAGAGCAAGCGAAUCCUCCCACAGAUGGCCAAGAAGGUCUUCAAACAGACUCUGGCCCGACUGCAGGUUCCGGUGGCCCAGUGCUUCGGGGAGGCCGACCAGGAGCUAGCUGCCCUCGCUGCUGAAUGGAACUGCCCUGUGCUUUCCAACGACGGGGACUUCUUCAUCUUUGACCUCCCUGCAGGGUUUCUGCCCAUCACUCACUUCCGCUGGUGGGAGGUGAAGGGCGGCCCGCGGAGCUACAUCCCCUGUAAGAGCUACAGAACCUCCAGCUUCUGCAUCGUCUUCCAGAUCGAGCCCCAGCUCCUGCCCACCUUCGCCGCUUUGGCCGGUAACGACUACGUGAAGCUGAAGACGGUCAGCUGGACUCAGUUUGCCCCGGGUAGAAGCAAGGCCCCGAGUCGCCUGGAGGGGCUGCUCUGCUGGCUGAGGGACUUCCAGAAGUCUGAGGACGCCGUGGCGGCGGCGCUGGGGCUGAUGGGAGAUCUGGACACGAAGAGGAGAGAAGAGAUCCAGAAAGGACUGUCUGAGGGGAUGAAGGAGUACAAACGUCGUCAGAGUUGCCUAAAACAGUUCUUCGACCACGGGGUGCCUCCCCCGUUCCAGGGAUCUGGUCUUGUUCCAGACUGGGCCCGUCUGGCUCUGGUUCAGACCCGGCUGACCUCGGACAUCCUGGACGUGCUGCAGCUGCAGAGGAUUUCACUGGGCUUCGCCGUGGAGCCCCGGGACCGCCCCAGCGUGUAUGUGAUCUCCAGGCCGAUCCGGCAGGUGAUGUACGGGCUGCUGUUGGGCGGAGAGGCGUCGCUGCAGGUGAUGGAGCGAGACCGGGACGGUUCCCACCUGAUAUACGUGCCGGUCCGACCAGCCUUCAGUGAAACUAGCAAGAGACUCAGACUCAGCUCGCUGCACGAGGCGGAGCCCUCUGAGCGUCUGCUGGUCCUACUGGAAGCUCUGGGUGUCACAGAGGACUCUCUGAGCCUCUUUCCCGAUGAGCUGAAGCUCCCGGUGGCCGUCACCUGCUUCUGGCUGCAGACGGCUCAGCCUCCUCCAGACCAGACCCUGCUGAAGGCGCUGCUGCUGGGAAUGAGCAUGGGAGUCGUAACCGGACCCAAAACGGGAAAUCACCGCGGUGCAAAGAAGCCGGACGUGGGCGUGGUCUACGCCUUCAACCAAUGGCAGGCCUGCCUGAAGGACAGCGUCCACCUCAACCAGCUGCUGGGCUUCCCUCUGCCGGAGCCGGAGAUCGCACGGUUGUAUCAGGGAACGAUGGUCCACCAGCUGGUGGACAGGAUGAGGAGCGGAGGGAGGCUGAAGGGCUUCCUGAUGAACGACAGGACCAGCGUGGAUCAGUACCACAGGAUGCUAUCUGUGGUCCAGUUACACGUGGCGGCCCGACAGAACCAGCAGAGAGAGGCGGCCCGGGAGAACCAGUCGGUGCUGCCACCGGACCUCGGCGCCGACCUGGAGAAGCUGUUCCUGCAGGACGGCCAUGAAGAGGCUGAAACCGAAGCGAAGAGUGCGAUCAAAGUGGAAGAGGAGCUGCGACUGGUGGACCGGCUGUCGGUCAGAACGCGAUACAGAACCAAGGGGAGACGGAACCGGUGCAACAAACCAGAACUGGCUCGGAAGGAGGACCGUCGGGGAACGGACCUCCUCUGA